AUGAACCUAAUGUGUGUCAUAUUUCCUGUUGCAGAUAUGGAAGAUAAGGUUCAAAAUGUACUCAAACUCAUUGAAGAAGAUGGAGACUCUUUUGCCAAGAGGGCAGAAAUGUACUACAAAAAGAGACCAGAGCUGAUACACUUCGUCGAAGAAUCUUACCGAGCUUAUAGGGCAUUAGCUGAACGGUAUGAUCACAUAUCGACAGAGCUACAAAAUGCUAACAAUACCAUUGCGUAUGUUUUCCCAGAACAAGUCCAGUUUGCAAUGGAAGAAGAUGAAGAUGAAGCCCCAUCUAAGCUUUCGAAGAAGCUUCCAGACGUCCCGAAAGCAAAUAUUCCAAAGGUCCCAAAGAUUCCAAAAGAUAUAAAGGGUAUCGUCUCAUUAGCUUCAAAGAAGUUGCAACCAAAGAAGUCAAUGAAAGGAGCAAGUCAUGUUACAGUUGCUAAGUCUGGCUUGAGCAAAUCCGAGGGUCUCCAGGAAAUUGACAAGAUUCAGAAACAAAUCCUGGCUCUACAAACUGAGAAAGAGUUUGUGAAGAGUUCCUAUGAGGGCGGACUUGCCAAGUAUUGGGAAAUUGAAAUGCAAAUCAAGGAAAUGCAGGAAAAGGUUUGUAUUUUGCAAGAUGAAUUUGGUGCCGGCAUAGUCAUUGAAGACAAUGAAGCUCGGACAUUGAUGGCGUCGGCGGCCCUGAAAUCAUGCCAAGAUACAUUGGCUCAAUUGCAGGAGAAACAAGAGAGAUCUGCGGAAGAAGCAGUAGAAGAGCGCAAGAGAAUUAACAAUGCCCGGGAAAAGUUGAAGUCUCUCAAGGAUGAGUUUCUGCAUGGUGCGAUCAAUCCAGAAAAUCCCCAAGCCAAAGAUGAACCUGUAAAAGCAGUAGAAGGAUUGGGAAGCCUACAACAAGAAGUGAGCAGUGCUACAGAGGGGAGACAGGAUAUAGAGUUGUUGCGUGAGAAGAUUAAGGAAAACUUCAAGGUAGGAUCUAAUGCAUGUGUCACUGUGGCAGAACUUGCUGAGAAGAUCGAUGAACUUGUAAACAAGAUCAUUAACUUAGAAGCUUCAGUUUCAUCACAGACAGCUCUUAUACAGAGGUUAAGAUCGGAGACAAAUGAGCUACAAGCAGAAAUUCAAACUUUAGAAGAAGAUAAGGCAACAUUGAUAAAUGGCAAAAAUGAUUUGAGGAAACAGCUGAUGGAUAUGGAGGAGAAGUUGCGUGGACUCCAGGAUCUAGACCAGAGUGUUGAGGACCAGAAUAACAACCUUCAUGCACAUUUUACUGAAGCACGUUCUAAUAUCGAUCACAUCUCUGAGAAAUUGCUUUGUGUAAAAUCAGAUGAGGAGGUCGAAGUCAAACCAGAAACAGAGGACAGAUCACUGGUGGAAGUUGAAUCUCAAGAAGGUGCACUCAGUCCUGAUGGUAGCCUUGAGAAACCACAGAAUGUGAAGACAAAAGAGCAUCUCAAGGUUUCAGGUCAAUCUCACCUAGAAAUCAAGGGAUCAGAAGGUGCACUGAAUCCUGAUGAUGGUUUUGGGGAACAACAAAAUCAGAAGCCACACCAUGAGCUCAAGGUUUCAUAUCCCUCACAGGAUGGGAAGGAAACUCCUGCAGAAUUCAGUUUGUUAGCAGAUGUAAAGCAACAAGAAGACAAAAUGAAUGAUGCUGAUGGUUCUAUGAAUUUCACAGAGAAUAAAAGAGAAGAGGAAGAGCUAAAUGAACAUGGGAACGAUUCAAACCAGAAGCCCCACCACGAGCUCGAGGUCUUAUGUUCUUCAAAGGAUGGAAAGGAAACUCCAGCAGAAUUCAGUUUGUUAGCAGAUUUAAAGCAACAAGAAGAAAAGGUGAAUGAUGCUGAUGGUUCUAUGAACUUCACAGAGAAUGAAAGAGAAGAGGGAGAGAUAAAAGAACAUGGGAAAGAUUCAAGUCAACCCCAGAAAACUAUUGAACUCAACAAUCCUCUGGAGGAAGUUCAUGGUGUGGAAAUUGAAGAAAAAGUUUCUAGGAAAGAUUCACCUUCGUUGAUGGAUGAUCCCAAUGUUGAAACACAGGAACAGGAAACAACGCUUGAUGAUGAGCCAGACUGGAAGCAGUUAUUCAUGAAUGGUAUGGAGAAUAGAGAAAAAGUUCUACUGACAGAAUAUACUUCAGUUCUUCGGAAUUAUAAGGAAGUCAAGAAGAAGCUUGCUGAAAAAGAAAAUAAGAAUGGAGAUAGCCUCUUUGAUGCAACAGUGCGGUUAAGAGAACUGAAGAGUGCCAAUGCAAAGAAGGAUGAACAGAUUCAAUUUUUACGUCAGAAGCUGAUCCUCCUUCAAGCAGGUUUGGGUGAAGAGAGCGAAACUAUAAAAUCGAUGGUGACAGAAUGCCCAAUGACAGAGAAAGAAGUAACAGAAGACAUCAAGGUGAUUCUAGUGGACCAACCAGAACCUACGGCAGAAAUCGAAAAACGAUUCCGGAUGAACAUUGAUGAAGUUCUAGAAGAGAACUUGAACUUCUGGUUAAGGUUCAGUACUACAUUCCAACAAAUACAGAAAUUUGAAACUGAAGUCCAAGAUUUACAGUCUGAGUUAUCCAAAUUAGAGGAAAAGCAAAAGGUGCAAGAUGGGAGUAGUAAUGCAAAAUAUUCUCUGAAAUCAGAUGCAAAGCCACUAUACAAGUACCUCAGAGAGAUACAUACUGAACUGACUGUCUGGUUAGAGAAAAGCAUGCAACUGAAAGAUGAAGUGAAGAGCAGAUUUGCAUCCUUGUGUGACAUCCAAGAUGAAAUAACGGCUGCUUUGAAGGAAAGCGCUGAAGAUGACGAGUUCAAGUUUACAAGCUAUCAAGCUGCAAAGUUCCAAGGUGAGAUUUUGAACAUGAAGCAAGAGAAUAACAAGGUUGCAGAUGAAUUGCAGGCAGGUUUAGAUCACAUAACGACAAUCCAGCUUGAAGUUGAAAGAACACUGGCAAAAUUGAACGAGGAAUUCAAGCUUUCUGGAUCAAAGAACCGUCAAAAUAUCCAGCUGCCACACUCAGAAAGCAGGUCUCGAGUUCCUCUGCGGUCAUUCAUCUUUGGCGUCAAACCUAAAAAGCAAAGGAAUUCAAUCUUCUCUUGCAUGCACCCUGCCCUGCAUAGGAGACAUUUUAGAUCAGGACCCAAUGUGUAA
Messenger RNA from Dovyalis caffra, 3138 nucleotides. The record is from the annotation of a GenBank genome assembly. Lineage: Eukaryota; Viridiplantae; Streptophyta; Magnoliopsida; Malpighiales; Salicaceae.